GGGGCUCCAGGAGCCGCGCCCUCGUCUCCCUGGCGGGCUCUCCGCCGCGUGACUCUGCUUGGGCGUCACGGCGGAUCCAGGGAGGAGGAGGAGGAGGCCGAUUUUCCCUGCCGCCCGUGUGCCCCCGUGGCCGCUGCGCCCCGGGCGGGCGCGGCUGCCCUCCUCUGGCCCGCCGGGAGCUCGGGCGCCGGGUCCCCGCAGAGACUCGCCGCCCCGCCGCGGGGAGAGACAGGGGUGGGAUUCGGUAUUGGAGAUGGAGGACGGGGAGCAGGAGACUCCCGGCAGGCAGGCAGCCGAGGCCCGUGCCUCGUGGCCCUCCGUGCCGCCUCCUGCUGGGCCGGGCGGCGGCCGCAGGCGGGCCCCGCUGAGCGCGCGCAAAGAGGGGGCACUCAGCCACGCGCAGAGGGG
Molecule: messenger RNA, 408 nt
Organism: Prorocentrum cordatum
Lineage: Eukaryota; Dinophyceae; Prorocentrales; Prorocentraceae
Source: the annotation of a GenBank genome assembly